This is a messenger RNA of Saprolegnia diclina VS20, 1808 nucleotides long. RefSeq lists its product as hypothetical. The transcript has a single exon. Lineage: Eukaryota; Oomycota; Saprolegniomycetes; Saprolegniales; Saprolegniaceae. The coding region runs from base 55 to 1773 and encodes 572 amino acids. The record is from RefSeq and is a predicted model, not a curated record.
CACGGACCCUCGACCAUCGAUCAUCGUCUUGUUCAUUUUCCAUUUUCCGUCGGCAUGGCCAACACCGACGACCUCCACGAACGGGCGUCGUACAUUUUGUCGUCGACGACCAAACCCAAGGCGGAGCUUGUUCUAAAAGAUGGUUUCGAGUCGCAAGAGACGCCCAAGGACCUCGAGAACGGCGCGCUCGUGGAAGGCGGGCCGCUCGCUCUCUGGUCGCGCGAAGCCUUUGGACUCUUUUCGCAAUAUGGCGCGAUUGGUGUUCUCUACGGCAUGCUGCCCGUGCUCUCGCUGCCCAUCUACACCGUGUACCUCAACAUGGAAGGGUACCAAACCGCCUCGUACGGCGUCUUGGUGACGGUCGGCUGGACGUUCAAGGUCUUCUGGGGCAUGCUCUCGGACUGUGUCCCGAUCUUUGGCUACCGCCGCAAGUCGUGGAUGCUCAUCGGAUGGUUCACCACCAUGGUCUGCCUCGCUGUCAUGACGUUCCUGCCGAUCGGCGCGCCGUAUUGCGACCGCCGCAUCCCCAACAACGUCUGCAAGACGCCGCUGCGCAACAUCAGCGACGCGGACAAGGCCAAGUUCCUCAACUUUGACGCCCCCGCGCGCGGCUCGACGUUUAUCAUUCUCUCCAUGUUCAUCUCGUUUGGCUACGUCAUUGCGGCUUGUGCGUCCGACGCGAUGGUCGUCCAGUACGCGCAGCGCGAGCCCGAGGCCAUUCGCGGGCGUGUCCAGACUGCGAUUUACACGGUCCGCACGAUCACGGGCGUCUUUGCCCAGCUUGUCGUCGCGUUUCUUCUCAAUGGCAAGGAGUACGGCGGGUCGUUUGACUUUGCUGUGCCGCCGAACGCCGUGUACGGCAUUUGCCUCGCGCCUUGCAUUGUCGUCGUGCUCACGACCAUCUUUGUCGUCGUCGAGGCACCGUCGCAUGCGACGUCGUUUGGUGACUGGCGCCGGUCGUUCUGGGGUCUCCUCCAGAAGCGCGUCAUGUGGCAAAUCUGCGCGUUCCGCUUCAUCAACACCAUGUUUCACAGCAUGUCGGCGACCCCGACGUCGCCGAUCGCGUCCAAGUGGGCCAAAGUCGAGCCGCUCAACGACUCGCUCUCGGCGGCACUCGGGAAUGUGAUUUACGCCGCGCUUCUCAUCAUUGUCGGCAAGUGGGGCCUCAACUGGAACUGGCGCUGGACGAUCGCAAUUGCGUCGCUCGGGAUGGUCGCAAUCGACUCGUUUGUCAUGAUGAUGACGGUCUGGGACGUCUACCGCAACCAGUGGUUCUACACGGGCGUCACGAUGGCCGACAACAUCCCGAUGAGCGUCCGCUUCAUUGUCUCGACGUACUGCGCGGUUGAAAUUGCCGAUGUCGGCAACGAAGGCGCGACGUACGGCCUCAUUACGACGGUCGGGAACCUUGCGUCGCCCGUCGCCUCGGUCAUCUACAAGUACAUUGACUCGUACUUUGACGUCUCGCAAGACAACAUCUUGACCGACUCGACGCACGUCCGCUGGGAAGCCACGUACGUCUUCUUGAUCUCGUACAGCUGCAAGGUGCUCGCGCUCGGCUGGCUCUUCCUAUUGCCGCCGCAAAAGGCGCAGAUGCAAGAACUCAAGCGCCGCGGUGGCUCGAGCAAACUUGCUGGCAGCCUCCUCAUUCUCGCGUUCCUCGCGUCCAUGGUCUUCUCGAUGACGAGCUCCAUUAUGGCUAUCUACCCUUCGACCAAGUGCUACCGCAUCGCCGGUGGCAAGGGCACGGUAAACGGCACAUGCCCCAAAUAAAUUCCAAAAAAUAUCAGUGACGUGCUUGUUCUCCA